ACAGGAGGUGGUGUUGUUGUCUCAGAGCGCUAACAUGGAGGUGUUGUUGUUGUCAAUCAGAGUGCUAACAUGGAGGUGUUGUUGUUGUCUCAGAGUGCUAACAUGGAGGUGUUGUUGUUGUCUCGAGUCCUAACACGGAGGUGGUGUCCCGGAUGUACCUGGCUCUGGUUCUCUUCUCCCUCCUGAAGGAUCUGAACCUCUGGAUCGUGUCGGAUCGUUUCCAGAUGAGUCGAGGAUUCAUCCAGAGUUUACUGAGCUCCUCCUCUGCCUUCUGCUCCUGCGUGCUGCACUUCACUGAGGAGCUGGAGGAGUUCUGGCCGUUCAGAGCUCUGCUGACGGAGCUGACCCGCAGGCUGAGUUACUGCGUGACCUCUGAACUCAUCCCUCUGAUGGAGGUGGCCGGGGUCAUGGAGGCCCGAGCGAAGCAGCUUUAUAACGCCGGCUAUAAGACGCUGACUCACCUCGCCAACGCUGACCCGGCAGUCCUCAGCAACACCUUAGAAAACCUGCACCGAAAGCAGGCCAAUCAGAUCGUGGCGUCCGCUAAGAUGCUUCUGAGUGAGAAGGCGGCCGCUCUGCAGGAGGAGGUGGACGACCUGCUGACGCUGCCCAAAGACCUGCCCUCUGCUCCUCUCAGAGCACUCUGAUUCAUCCUCUGCUCGUUAGGAUGUGUGAAAGCAGAAACACUGUAAAGUAUAUUUAAAAUAAAAGCGGCUGGACCUUA
Gymnodraco acuticeps is the source of this 724-nucleotide messenger RNA. It is a transcript of the gene helq, whose product is annotated as helicase, POLQ like. Lineage: Eukaryota; Metazoa; Chordata; Actinopteri; Perciformes; Bathydraconidae. Bases 153 to 647 code for a protein of 164 amino acids. The transcript has 4 exons. The record is from RefSeq and is a predicted model, not a curated record.